Nomascus leucogenys (northern white-cheeked gibbon) is the source of this 4631-nucleotide messenger RNA. The record is from RefSeq and is a predicted model, not a curated record. Lineage: Eukaryota; Metazoa; Chordata; Mammalia; Primates; Hylobatidae.
CCCGCCUCGGCCACCCAAAGUGCUGGGAUUACAGGCGCGAGCCACCGCGCCCGGCCGCUCCUCUGGCUUUUUAAGGCGGGGCGAAAAGCUGGAACAGCUACCACAAAGCGAACGCCUGUCUGUUUGGAAUUUUGCAAAUAAGGAACGUUUAAACGACAUAGUUCACAACCUUUGAGUGCUGGCUUUCUCUUAACAGGUGUGUGCGUGCGCCCAGGUGGUUUGGCCUGUGUGCGCUAGUUACUUGGCACGCGCUUCUUCAGUCUCAACACACAGAGCUCUAGUAAACUUCAGGGGGCGGAUUCGUCAAUUACAGUUGCGGAAGAAGACUCGACUCGAAGAGCGGUCCGCCACCAGGGGUCUUGCCGCAGCGCCCCCAGCGGGCGGGGGUCUUUGUUGGGGAAGCCGCAGAGGGCACACUGAGCGCAGCAAAGCUGAGCAGCGGGCUGCUUCAGGACCGAAGCCUCGUUAUGCAAGCGAAAAACAAAGAUCCUUCGCAGCCUAUUAAGGAAGAUAGGACUGGGAAGGCCCAGGAUGAUGCUUUCUGGCUUCAAUCACUUAUUACGGAUGCAUUCCAUGAUAAAGGAUUUCAGAAAAUAAAAGAAUACUUUGAACAGAAAGGGAGCCACUUUCCUCAAAAAUAUAAUCGUCUUCUAUUAUACCGUCUUGACAGAUCAAUAAAUAAGGAACUAGAUAAAAAUGAAUUUCAGUCUGUGUCACUGUUGCUGAAAUGUAUUCAGCGAUUCUUCAUAGAUGGGCUGAAAGAAGAUGAACCUUUGCUAAUUCGGCAGGGACUGAUCCCAAAGAUAAUUUCCUGGUUUGAAAGAACAACAGGAAUUCUGACCUCGGAAGGCCUAGCCUCAGACACAUCGCUGAUUUGUGUUAUAGAAGAUUUCUUUGACACUGCGUUGAUUAUUUCCAGGAGUAGUAGUGAAGGGAAAAUUCAGAUGUUGGAUUCUUUCCUACUUAGCUUAGGAUUCCUGGUGACAGAAAAGACUGUAAAUCAUUUGCUUCAACAGGAGGGCUUGAAGACUUUUAACUGCAUUUUGCACGGUGUCCCUCGGGAAGAGAGAAAAAAAUUUCCUUUGUCAGAAGGCAUGUGUCAUCUUAUGAAAGACCUUGCAAGGACACUCUUGACUGUGGGUGAUUAUGACCAGCAGGUUGCUAUUUCUGAAGCGCUGUGUAGACUGACGAUUAAAAAAUCAAGGGAUGAACUUGUCCAUAAAUGGUUUGAUGAUGAAGUCAUUGCUGAAGCUUUCAAAGAAAUUAAGGAUCGAGAAUUUGAGACGGACAGUAGACGUUUUCUCAAUCACCUAAACAACAGACUCGGUGACCAAAGAAGGGUGUAUUCAUUUCCAUGUAUUGCUGCUUUUGCUGAUGAGCAUGAGAUGAGAAAACCAGCAGAUGAAAAAUUAGAUAAAUUUUGGAUCGACUUUAACCUAGGAAGUCAGAGUGUCACUUUUUAUAUAGGCAAUGCUGAGAAUACUCUAUGGGACUCAGUGACACUUCCGAAGGAAGCGGUGAUGAAUUUCAGCAUAACAGAAACUGAGAAGAUAAAGAUAUUUAUCAUUUACCUGAAGAAUCCCGUGAUUAUCAGCUACAAAGAAGUCAUGAAAAUAGAAAUCCAUUUUGAUUUGCAGUUCAACAUAUCACAAGCUUCCAUUCAAGCUUUAGGAGAAGACAAACAGAUGUUGCCUGACCAGAUGAAAAUCUCCUCAGAACUUUUUAGUAAGUCUGAUAAAGAAGACAGGGAGAGUCCCCGUGGCCUUGAAAGAGAAACAGAGCAGGCAGAAGAAUCCACCAACGUGGUGGAGUUUCUGAGUGCUGAAGAUGACCGUUGCCUAAUAACUCUCCACUUAAAUGACCAAUCUGAGCCACCUGUUACCGGGGAACCUGCCCCCGAUAGUCACCUUCAGCCGGUCCCUCCGUUCGGGGUUCCUGACUUCCCGCAACAACCCAAGUCUCAUUACAGAAAACAUCUCUUCUCUGAGAGUAAUCAAGAUUCAAGUACCAGUGAACUAUCUUGGACCAGUAACCAAAAAAGGAAAACCCUAAAAUCAUAUUCUGGUAGAAAGAAGACAAGAACCAGAAGUAAUUUGAGAGUCUUGCCAGUUUUCCCUCCCAGUAGUGGCAGUGGCCGUGAGAAAGACCAAGCUAAGCUUCUAUCACCAUCACAGAAAGACAUACCCAAGCAAAAUAGCACCGCAUCUCCAAAGACUUCUGAAAAAAAAUUCCAAGAUAGUUUUGCUUUUUUGACUGCUGAAGAUUCUGCCCAGAAAACAGAGCUUCAAGAUCCUUACUCAGUGAGCGAGCUCUCUUCCUUGAAGCCCUCAGAAGAUGAAGAAGAACCUAAGAUUGUGAACCAAGAAUCACUAACAGAAAGUACUAGCUUGAAACAUAAGCUGAGAAACUUGGAAGACAGAGAUAUACCCGAAGGUAGUUUUGCUAAGUCAAAACAAUCAAGAUUGGAGGAAGAGAUUACUCCGGGAUCCCCUUUCUCAAUAACAGAAGAAAGAGAGUUGCCAGAAGGAAUUUCCACUUCAUCCCUAGAAGUUAUGCCAGAGAACUUGAACGGUUCUGCCAUUCUCCCAACCUUUGAAAACUUCACUAGAAAACUGAAAAGAAAAUACGAGCUUAGGUACAGAAAGCGUCCACUUAAUUCAGAAAAUGCAAAGAAAGCACCGGAUUGCCUAAUAAAACUUUUAAACCAGAUGCAACUGUUCAGACUCAAUAAACUAGAGAGCUUUCAAAAUUUGGUUCUUCAAGAGUUGAGCAGUCUUAAGAAGGAUAUUCAGGCCCUGGAACACCUUGAGAGGGAGGUUCUGGAAUUCUGGGGGAAACAGUCUGCUGAUCUGCAGUCUUUCCGUGAUCUGCAAGUGCUGAGGUCCAAUUCAACUCAGACUUCAUAAGAAAGCCAAAGCCUUCUUUUAUGAUUGCAGCCCUCAGCGGGGCUGCCUGAAGACGAAGAUAAAGAGCAAGGUUAUUGUUGGCUCAGGCCACGUUAGCCAGACUUCCAUGCUCUCACUUCAACAAAACUGUCACCUAAUUUAGCAGGGGAGAAAUAUUCAUCAUGUCGUUAUUAACUACUAAAUCCUGUAGUGUAGUUUGAGUGGAUGAAGUUGCAUAUACAGUUAAGCAUUUGAAUUUAUUUUGGAAAAAUGAAGCCUACAUAAUUUAAGGCCAUCUACAAAGUAACUUUGUUCAUGACUGGAAUGUGAAAACAAGAAACCCUAAAAGCUGAAAUGCCUCAAUCUGUUUCACGGGGAAGUGGUGACUGUGGAAGGUGAUGUAUUUCCACAGGAGUCAAACAGCACCCGGGAUUGGAGUGAAGCAGCUCCUGCUGGGGUAUCCAGUUCAAGACACACCACCAGAUGUUAAACAUAGAAGCAUGAUGAUAUACAUGAAGAAAAGUAAUCUGACUCGUUUUUUUCCGCAAAACGAAGAAAAUCGUGUCCAGGAACUCUACUGAUUUGGAGAAGUAGUACCACCAAAGCACCUUGGCUACCUACAGAAAUUUGUAAAGGGGAGAAAAAGGUGAGAAAUGGCAGUGUUCCUGGUGCUGCCCCACUGCUCGGCCUUCUGCGUGCUGCCUGUGCUUUCCUGCUGUUUCUUUCUCACUGCUGAAAAGGCAGCUCACCUGGUGUCCUUGUCUCCAGUUUCUCCUUAUUUCAAGCAAUCCACCCAACUCUAGUGAGAGAUGAGUUAACUUUUCCAGAACACAUGUGUGAUCGCAUCACUCCUCUGCACCUGCAGAACCAAGUCCAUGACUCCUGGCUUGAACCCAGGAUCUCCCAUGGGCUUGGGUGGCUGCUGUUCCCACCAGCCUCCUGCAAGCUCCCCACCACGGUGUCCUGUGUGCUGGACAGUGGCCUGCUUACUCCUCCUCCAGCAAUGAAAAUUCUUCUCUCUGCUCCCAGCACUCCUUUCCUACUUCAGGUCUGGCAUAUUCUUUAAUAUUCCUCUUAAAUGCCACCUUUUCUCUGGAACUUCACCCAGCCCUUUCCUUUCUCAGGCUGAACUGCUGCUUCAUUUGUAUUCAAAUUACUUUAACUGUGGCUCCAUAAUCAAUAGCCAUAAUAGAGUGUAGCUAGUGUUACGAAUCUAUCAAUAGAUUGCAAAUCACUCAAAGGCAGAAACUGUCACUCACAUUUGCUGAGUGCCUAGCACUCAAAAGGAGGUCAUUAUUGUUUGUUAUAUUAAAUUAUAACUUUCCUCUGCUCUUCUAAAGUAUGUAUGUUUUUUGUCUCUUAGACUGUCCAAGGGUAGUCUAUGGCUACAUCUUUUGUGUUUUUUCCUCAGAUGACUAGAUUAAAAAUCAAGAUGUUAUUCAUCCUUGCUAACAAUGGGAGGUCAUGAUAGCACAUCCUUUCCCUCCUAAGGCCCUCAAGUCAGUCUCAUCUAUAGGGAGACAUUUCUUUAGUUAAAGGCACUGUGUUUUUACCACUAACAUUAAACAUAAGGUAUUUUUAAAGACAUUACAUAAUAGGAAUCUUGAAAUUAAAAUAUCAUGCUCUACUGUCUACUUCCCAAGAAGACCAUCAUAAGGUGUGGCGGCAACCAUCUUAAUGUCUGAUGGCAUAAUUAACCUUUAGAAAUAUUAAACUACAAAUAAAUAAAAAACAACCUUUAGAGAA